CCGUAGUCACCAUGCUAGCUCUUGAGACAGUUGUGCUAGCUCUUGUAGUUUUAUUCCUUCUGUUUUGUCUCCGUUUAUAUGUAGUCCUAAAAUCAGGAGCCAGAUACAAGCCUGGCAGUAAGGGCUCGGUGUCGGUGCUGGUCGUGGCCGGAUCAGGGGGCCACACCUCAGAGAUCCUGCGCCUCCUGGGCAGUCUGUCCUCCGCCUACACCCCGCGCUACUACGUCCUGGCACAGACUGACCGCAUGAGCCAUGACAAGAUCCAGGCCUUCGAGAGCUCCAGACAGCAGGCAGACUCAGAGUUCAGUGUGUUCCGGAUCCCGCGCAGCAGAGAGGUGCACCAGUCCUGGAGCUCAUCUGUCGUGAGCACUGUGCACGCCCUGUGCUACUCUGUGCCCCUGGUGUUCAGACUCAAACCUGACCUGAUCCUGUGUAACGGGCCGGGCACAUGCGUCCCUCUGUGCCUGGGGGGGCUGCUCCUCGGAGUGCUGGGACUGAAGAGGGUGGUCCUGGUGUACGUGGAGAGCCUGUGCCGGGUGCAGUCCCUGUCACUCACUGGCAGGAUCCUCUUCCCCGUCACACACUACUUCUUUGUGCAGUGGCCCUCUCUCAGAGACAAGUACCCCAGAGCCAUUUUCCUUGGGCGCAUCGUCUGACCACCCCAGAGACACACGCCACAGCAACGUGACAACUAAACUGGAUCUAAACCCGCAACUAAACCUGGGAAAGACCAAGACUAAACCAGAACUAGAACAGGACCAGUGUACAUCAGGACUACACACGGACACGACUGUGGCAUACUGGUUAGAGCAGUGGUCCUUCAACCUGGAGGUCAGAUCAGUUCUCGCUCUGAUCAAGUUCUGUCUUUGUGUCCUAAGGCAAGACUCUUCACCCACCUUGCCUGUGUGUGUGUCUGUGUGUGUGUGUCUGUGUGAUGCGAGUGUUGGUGGUGAUGGGAGGGGCCGAUGGCGCAGGUUGGCAGCCUCACUGUCAGUCUGCCCCAGGGCGCUGUAUAUAACCAAUUCAUUAUUGUUAUUAUGAACAUGUGUGAACACAGCCUGGACCAAAGACUGAAGGGACUCUUUCUGCUCUCUGUCAAUAAAGACUUUAUUGUAAUAUG
Boleophthalmus pectinirostris (great blue-spotted mudskipper) is the source of this 1120-nucleotide messenger RNA. It is a transcript of the gene alg14, whose product is annotated as ALG14 UDP-N-acetylglucosaminyltransferase subunit. Lineage: Eukaryota; Metazoa; Chordata; Actinopteri; Gobiiformes; Gobiidae. Gene Ontology annotation, biological process: dolichol-linked oligosaccharide biosynthetic process. The transcript has 4 exons. The record is from RefSeq and is a predicted model, not a curated record. The coding region runs from base 12 to 656 and encodes 214 amino acids. Gene Ontology annotation, cellular component: UDP-N-acetylglucosamine transferase complex.